CAAGCACCACCAUUGCCGCCCCCAUUCCUCUCCCUCCCCUCUCCCCGGCGUCCUCACCUCUCCCCGGUGUCCUCACCUCUAGUUUAUUCUGUCCCUUCACCCCCGCCCCUCUCUCUCUUUGGAGGGGGGCGGUGGUGUUCUGCAAAAGCUUCGAUGGAGUUCAGAUCUGGGUGUCGCCUGGGUUUCCUAGAUUCAGAUCACAUCAGCACCCUUACCGAUGAUCUACUCCUUCUCAUCCUUGUCAGGCUCCCCUGCAUCAAAGUUGUGGCGCGCACAAGCAUCCUCUCACAGCGAUGGUGUGGCCUCUGUGCCCAUCUCCGCCAAAUAAUCUUUCGCGAGGUCGUGUUCGACCCGAUCGAACCAGCACUCCGCCAGAUCUCUUGUCCUCCUGCAGUUUCCCUGUUGGAAAUCCACGCCCCUGAGCAAGACAUGGCCAGCACCGCACAAGUCAACUCGUUGUUGUCUGUCGCUGCGGAACUUGAGCCGAAGGAGUUCGUCGCCUCCUUAACCUCAAGCUUUGGCCUAUUAUCCAGGACCAUCAUCAUUGAUUUGCCUUGCUUCCACCGCACCACCUGCAUCAUGCUGGACCAUGUAUACAUUCGCUCUGUGCCAGUCGGCAUCGAGUUCCCUAUGCUCGAGACGUUGCCCCUACUGCACUGCAAUGGCAACCUCGAUGCCUUGCUCUCAUGCUGCCCGCGGUUGCGCACCCUCCUCCUCAGCGGCAUUUUAUUUGAGACAUCUGAUCUAAGGGUGAAUUCACCGUCGCGACAGGAGCUUGUUGUAAACUCAUUCUCGACAGAGCGUGUCAACAUUGUAGCCCCCAUGCUUAAGAAAUUGGAGAUUCUCUUUACCGUGAUGUUGGAGGUUAACAUUUCGGUGUUGGCACCAAUUAUGGAGAAUGUCUGGUGGUACUGCUGCUACACAGAGGAGUCUAUUGUGUUUGGCCUUUGGUAUCUUGAGUUGUUGGGAUUUCAGGCGGCAGAUAGACAAGGACAACUCCCUUUGUUGCAUAUUCGUGCAAGUGUAGAUUCGUCACUUUUCCCCUAUGAGCCAAACUUUGCAUAGGAGAUAGAGAAGCAUAUGGUUGUUGACUUCUCUCCUUUGGAGCUAGAUCUCAAAAUAGAUGGACAUGUUUUUGGAGCACUCGUGUUUUAUCUCCUUCAGAUUAAUCAAAUUUCUAGUUCAAUGCAGAAGCUUAAGAUCAUCCUAUUAAGAUCAGUGGUAAUUAAUUUUCUGCUCUAACAAUAUCUCAAUAAUAGAUUGUGU
Molecule: messenger RNA, 1266 nt
Organism: Triticum aestivum (bread wheat)
Lineage: Eukaryota; Viridiplantae; Streptophyta; Magnoliopsida; Poales; Poaceae
Exons: 2
Coding region: 154-1065 (303 amino acids)
Source: RefSeq, a predicted model, not a curated record